CUGGGCCGGGGCCGAGGCCGGGCGCUGGAGUGGGCUGCCGCCCUGCUCCCUUGUGGCUGGACCAUGCCGGGGGACCGCAUGGCGACCUCCCUGAUCCAGAGGAUCGCCCGCCAGGCCCGCACCACCUUCAAGCUGCUGCCGCUGGCCGAGGCCGGGCCCGGCUCGGCGCCGGGGCCUGGGGCUUUCCAGGACAACCUGAGCCAGCUGAGCUCGCUGCUGGAGAAGGUGAAGGCCGAGGACCUGAACCUGACGCCCCGCAGGAGCCAGGGCCCGCGGCAGGCCGGGCCCCCGGUCACCUACAUGCACAUCUGCGAGAGCGAGCAGUUCUCCAUGGGGGUGUUCCUGCUGCAGGCUGGAGCCUGCAUCCCGCUGCACGACCACCCGGGGAUGCACGGCCUGCUCAAGGUGCUCUACGGCAGCGUGGCCAUCGAGUGCUUCGACAAGGACGACGGCGAGCAGGCCGCGGCUGGCGUCCAGUUCAGCCCGCCCCUGCUGCAGGGCCAGCGGGCCAGCCUCCGCCGCUCGCUGCGCUCCUCCAGCCGCCUCCUGGAUCAGGCCAGCGGGCCGUGCCUCCUCACCCCGCGGCUCAGCAACAUGCACCGGAUCGAGGCGCCGAACGGGCCGGCCGCUUUCCUGGACAUUCUGGCGCCGCCCUACGACCCCGAGGCCGGCAGGGACUGUCACUACUUCAAGGUGCUGCAGCCGGUGCCAGGCAGAGCCAGCAGCCCGGCUCCCCCCGAGCAGGAGGCCGUUUGGCUGCUGGAGGUGCCGCAACCCGCCGACUUCUGGUGCGGAGGAGAACCUUACCCCGGUCCCCAGGUGGUGCCUGACCGAGAAGCGAGCCCGAAGGAAUAGUAAUGCACCCAUUUACAGUGAAGAACCCUUCACAAACUCUUCAGCCAAGCUCACUUCGUCCCCUACCCCCUGCAUGGUUAAUGCUCUCUUUCUUGUUGCAGAGUCGACCCGACCUUUAAUAACUUUGUUCAUAGCCACACCAAAAACCAAUAUCCUCAAACUCUUCUGGAGCGGAAUGAAAACAAAACUUUGCGCCUGGACCUUUCAAGUUAAAAGUAGAAAAAUUGUGUGUACAUUCACAUCUAUUGAUUCUGUGCAGAAACAGUUUCGAUACAGAAAAUGCUAGUGAAGCUCAGCCUGUCUGGCAGCGUCUGAGGAGAGAAGGAAUCUGUGUUGAGUAUAUGUGUUCAGGAUAUGAGAUACUAUAUAAUGGAUCUGUCCAGCCUUUUCUUCAGAUUGUCAGACUAGCACUUAAUUGGUAAACAUCCUAGUGAUUUUAUUGAGAGUGCAACCAAUCAUCCAAAAUGUCGUGUUUACCUGGAAUGCAAACUUUAUAAAUACUCAGAAGUAGAGGUUGAUGAGUUCAGUUGUUUUCUGAAGUAUGGAAAUUUCUGAGGACAUGACUUUAUUUCUUUUCCCAGUAAGAACAAAACACUAUUGGUAGAAAAUACUAUGAAUUCAUGUUUUGUAUUCAUGUGUGAACAACUGUAUUUUCAUAUGAACUCUGUUUUAACUGUUUCUAAAGCAGUCAUCAACCUGAACUUGACAGCCACCAGAAGGUACAGGUGGACAAACAUCUUAAAAUUUCUCGCUUCCUUUGAAACCAGUUGCCUCCAGAAUUCACCACCCACCCUCUAAGCACUGCUGUUUUUUUGUUUAAUGUCAUAUAUGCUACAGUUUUGGCAUAAGUCUUUUAAGAAAGGAGUCAUCAGGAGUUCAAUGCCCAUACUGUUUACCAGCACCUGGGCCUGUUUGUCUCAUAUAUUUACUGUGAUGCUACGUCAAAUGCGUUAUCAGAGAAUCAUUUUGCACUUUGGAUUCCAAAAUGCUGACCUUAACAAUGUUAGCCAGCAAUCUAGUCAAUAAAAUCUGUUAUUCUACGCAACAUCCAGAUAUAUGAAAUGUUGAAAGGUUUGGAAGUGGUAGCAAAUGAAUUCUUACUGACAUGUUCAUGAAACUACUGUGAAAUUAAAGUAUUGAUGAUAUGGAGGGCUGUGGGAACUGUUUGUUUAGCUCUGUAUAGCACUUCCUUGUUAGCACCGAUAUGAUGGCUUGAUUUUCAAAAGCAACGUGACAACGGGUUGGAAACAAUUAUUUUGGUUUAGUCACUAUGUAAUAACUGUGACUGCGCUACAAAGCGCUCAUUUAGAAUUAGUUAUCAAGGCUAUUCUAUACAUUUAAACUUCUUUUUAAAACUGGGAGUAGGAUUUUCUUAUAAAUCCACAAUGCCAAUUUAUUGCAAAAUCUACUUAGAAUGAUGUCUUUAUAAAUAUUGGGAAAGAAGACUAAAUGUAGCCAUAAAAGGGAAACAUAACCAAAGGCUAACUUCAUAACCAGCAGUAACCUAGGAAGCAAAGGGCUGAGAUUUUUGAUUCAUGUUGGCCAUAAUUUUCAAAUAUAACUUCAAAUAAGAUAUCCACUGAAAUAUUUUUAAUUCACCCAGCUGCAACAUGUGACAUGUUCCCUUUCAGAACCCCCACUGCUGGAAGCUCGUCUGAUAUGACUGUGCAGCCUUGUGCUACAUUGCAGUUCUAUUAUGAUUGUGUGCCCCCUUCCCUGCUAUAUUCCCUUUUUGGUUAGUUGAGUUCUGCACUAUUAGAAGUACAUUAUUUUUAUUUGAAAUAAUACCUUGGCCUUUAAGGAGUGGAAAGGUGAAAAUUGGAGUUAUUGAAAUAACUUAUGUAAUUGUCCUGCCUAAGUGGUUGCUUUUUUGUAAGUAUAAUGUUGAGUAAAAGUUGUCCAUGUAGUUUUGCAUGCUGUGGUUCCAUAAUCCUCAAUGCAGUUUAUUUAGUACUCCAUCUGAAAAUACAAUGCAGAACAAAAUGUUUAGCCAUUUCUUUUAUUCAGUAUUGUAUAAAUAAAAUGGAGUAUGAGAAAUAUGGUUUUUGGUUCACUUAGCUGAGUUAUGCUGUUUAUAAUUGGUGGAGUAAAAAUCAUAUUUGCUUUUUAUGUAUUAUCUUUAGGUUGUACCAUUUCAUCAGUACAGAUAUAUGACAAAAGAUAUUCACUUUAUUGAGCAAUAAAAUGUAUAGCAUGUGAUUUACUGAUGCUGUAUUCUUUAAAAUGUUAAUACUGGAAGUUUAAGCACCCUGAGCAUUGUUCUAAAUGUAAUGUGGUCGCUCAUUUCAAUACAAAUUCCCAAAUAUUCAUUCUCAUAUUUGAGUGAUGCAUGAGCAAUAUUAAGAGUUGCUGGGUAGUAACUGAAGUGCUUUUGGUACAAAGCCAUCUAAACUCCUGAGGUUUUGACCCAAAUCACUAGAGCUGAGUGCACAAACCAGAAGCAAUGAUGAUUGUUCAAUCAGUAAAGCAAUGCAUGGGUUGACUAAAUGUAAAGUUAGUUUAUAGGAAAAUGUGAGUGGUUCACAUUAAUGUCUGGUGGUUGCUCCACGAGGCUUUCCAUUGAUGAACAGAAGUUCAGGAUUUUGGAAAUAAGCAUUUCUGCUUCAGUAAAUAUUUGGGUCAGGCCUAGCCAGCAACAACCUUACUUCGUACUGCAACCAUCAUCUUUCUUACAUAGUUAAAAUGUAGUUAAAGGUUUUUUAAAAUACCAGCAUAGUAGUCAAACCAAACAGUUGAACAGCAGUAUGGAAUAAAGAUAUAAAUUGGUCUUUAAACAUAUGGAAUGUUUCUAUUUAGUCAAGUUGUAAUAUCAGAUAAAACAAUAUUCUUUAAGAUUUGUUGUGGUAAGCUUUCAACUGGACACAUGCAUGAGAGGUAAUAUCAUAAUCCUGGCCUGUGCUUGUGAACUUGGCUCGUUUUUAGUUGAAUGAGAAGUCCAUGAGUUUAACCUAUUUUUCAGGGAGUGCUACAUUGCCAAAAGUACCAUAUUUCAGAAUGAGACUUUAAACCAGGGCUUUCUGUCUGUCCUCGGGUGGAUGUAAAAGAUACGUGGUACUAGUUGAAGAACAGGAAAGUGCUUGUUAUCCUGGGUAAAGUCUGUCCCUCAGCCUCUAAUGGGUCUCUCUUUGUUUCAAGGGCCUUUCUGUAAGGAAGCUGCUCUUUUAAAAUGCCUUCACAUGUGUGUGUGCAAUUGAGAAGUCACUAAUUAACAAUGAAGCACUGAAUUAUUUUGAUGUUAAAAGGUACCCAUGUACCCUGUUCACUUUUUUUUUAAUGGAACCAUUAUGGGGAAUGCAACCUAACAGGUCACAUUGCUUCUAUGCUAGACAGAGGAUUUGGAUCCUGAUCAAUAAGUCAUUCAGAUUUCCCUGCUAUAUCUGACUGUCUGGCAUUCUAUUUCUACCUGACCUGCCUAACUCAUCCAGUCUUAAGGUUUUUACCUGUGUGUGUGCUUGAUCAAUUCCUCCCUUAUCAGAAUUUCAUGCUUGAUUGCUUCCUCUUCCUUUUUUGAGCUUAACUUUGGGUCAGUUUUUAUACAUGGCCUGAGGUGUUAACACCACUGUCUAUGAACCAAUGUCAAGUCAUUAGGAUAGUAGCUGGAGAGAUUCCAGCAUGUGCCAAAAUACUGCACACCCUAUUGUUUCUCUCCUCUGAGCAGAUUGAACUCUAAUGCACACUGUGAGGUCUUGUUCUUUGACAGUAAAAUCAACAGCUUCCAUUUACAACGUUAUUUGUCCCAUUCUCAUUGUUUAUUUGCUUUUAAAUCACUCAGCCAGAUCUCCAGGCUUAGAUUGUGCAGCUUGUAUGCAAGUCUUCAGCAUGCCACAUCACAUUCUGACAAUACACAUUUCCUGUACUAAAUCCUAUGCGAUGUCAUUCUGACUGCUUGACCUUGGCAGCUCUCAUUUUCUCCUCAUCCUAGUGUACUGUGAUAGAUUAAUUUUUAGCAUCUAUAUAGAUCGUGUCAUGCUUUCACAUUUUUGUUUCUUGCUACAAGCUGAAGCAACUCAAUGUUUCUGUUUGUAUCAUCUGAUUGUCUAUGGUAUGAUCACUCCCUUCGCAGCACCAUCUAUGACAAAAUUUCCAAUCAUCACAGCCUUGCAUUUUGAAGUUUUCUACCUAAGUCCUUCCAUCCAUAUCCACCUUGUUACAGUGACUGUGUUUCAGAAGUACUUUGUUGACUUUUAAAACACUGUAGAUGUGUUGAAUGGUGCUAUGUGAAUGAGUGCGAGUCAUUUGAAUUCGUUGAAAUAAAAUUGUGAAUCUCAGGUGUUUCAAAACCUUAAGUUGAAGUGCAUUGAUUAUAAAGUGAGUAAUAAAAUGGGUUGAUUGACCAUAACCCUGUUCUGCCAUCAGUCGCCAUGUCUCUGCUCUAUAUGCCCGUGGGUGUUAUUUUGCCAGGUUACUGUUGCACUAAAUAGCAGUGCAACCUGGUCUUCUGUCCAUGCAGCCCACGCACCCUCACACCCCCCAUUACCCCCUUCAUAAUAGUGGAAAGACAUUUUAUGGAUUUGAAAUGUUUCACAUUGAAAUUCAAUAUCAAUUCCCAGUCAGUUGUAGGAAAUACUGGAGAAAACUUAUGAAAAUUGCUUUUGUCCAUUGCUAACUCCCUUCCAUUCUUUCCACCAUCCUUAUAAAGUCUCUUGGUAGUAAACACUAAGGAAAUGAGUGUUGUUUCCCAAAAAAAUGAAAGUUCAAGCAGCUUAAACCAUAAACUGUUGUUAUAGUAAAAAUGGUUUGACUCUUCAAGGGUGUAGUUUUUCAAUAAAAUUUAACUUUAAUUAACAGUUCUUGUCUUUUAAAAAAAAACUUAGUGUUAAUGCAUGCUCUAUUUUCCGAUUGGAAAGUGGUAACUAAAACCAAUUGGCAAGUGACAGAUUGAAAGCAAAUCUGAUGUUGGCUCAGAUGCACAGUUUAGUGGUUUUCAUUUGCCCAUGUGAGUUGGUGUCUUGAUCUAUAUCAAACAAUAUCUGAUUAUUUAUUUGAGGAAUUGCCACCAAUCAGUAUUCUGUCUUUGAGUGGCUAAGAAGGUAGCCUCAUUUUACUGUAGUACAGAACCUGUAAAAUUCUGUAACCAUAUGCAGUAAAAUCUAUUCAGGAUAUCAAUAUUGUAAAAUGUACAACAAUUGCACUGCCUG
Molecule: messenger RNA, 5993 nt
Organism: Hemiscyllium ocellatum (epaulette shark)
Lineage: Eukaryota; Metazoa; Chordata; Chondrichthyes; Orectolobiformes; Hemiscylliidae
Gene: adoa
Product: 2-aminoethanethiol (cysteamine) dioxygenase a
Exons: 1
Coding region: 64-855 (263 amino acids)
Cellular component (GO): mitochondrion
Molecular function (GO): oxidoreductase activity, acting on single donors with incorporation of molecular oxygen, incorporation of two atoms of oxygen
Source: RefSeq, a predicted model, not a curated record